ACAAUAAAAUGUUCUCGUUUUGUUAAAAAUUUAUCAUCAACAGUGCUCUUGUGUAUUUUACGUAUAAAAAUGUUCAAUAUCACGUUAACGAUUGUCGUUCGUAGCUACGUGAAACAAAUGACCUACUCUGAGCAAUAACCCAAAUAUAAUUAUUUUAAUAAAAAGUUAACAUCUUGUAAAACGUAAAGAGGUCAAGAUUUUAGCAUAUUUUAUCAGAUGAAAAUUGAAAUCGAAGAAUUUUUGAAGCUAUAUUGAUAACGAUAGUGUUGUAAAAAUGUAGUUAACUAUUUACUGUUAUACAAUGUCAAAAAAUCAUCCAUUAGCUCUAACUGAUCGGUCGACGGAUUGGCGGUCACGUCGACCGGCGAUAUGAAGAAGACUGCUGUUAAUUAUGAACGAACGCAUUCGUUACGGGAUGACGAAGAUGAUAGUCGCGAAAUUAUAUUAGAACGCGAUCCGUUUCGGCGGCCAAAAUCCCAUCGUAUUGCUGUGCUUUCAGGCCAAAAUGGAUUGGAAAAGAAGCCAUCGAAAAGUGAAGUUGACUUGCCUAAAAGAAGUAGGCGUAGCUGGGAGGGUGAAGAAGAAGAACUUCUCAAUAACGGAUCGGCUUUAGACGAUGAAGAUAAUGCAAGAAAACUUAGAAAAUGGAGCAAAAGCAAAAUAGACUUAUUAAUGCCCAGCUUACGGUCUUUAGUGACAUUAGCUCGUGGAAAGUCAUCAUCAGCUACAUCGUUGAACCAACCUGGUUCAGCAGAAAGUUGGUCACAUAUAGAAUGUAUGCGCGGUGAUGAACCUAUUAGAAAAUACAACACUAUGGUUACAUUAUCAAAUGUAGUUCUCAAUCAUCCUAUGGGAAUAAAACCUGUCAAUCGAUUACGAGAUACUGGUGUUUGUUCUCGAUGUAGCAGUGUCUUAUCAUUGGCAGCUUCUUCAUCUAGAUAUUCAUUAGGUUCAACAUCAAGUUUUGUUACACACAGAGAUCAACCUAGUGUAUUAUGUAAAGUGUGUUUAAAUGAAGUUCCUGUAAGCAAUUCUUGGACACUUCAACAAUGUGGAUGCUCCUACUGUAUAGACUGUGCAAAAGCGUACGUAGAGUUCGAAAUAAACCAAGGCGCAUACAACAUAUCGUGUCCAGAUGCUCAAUGUCCAAAACAAGGAAUAAUACAAUUGGUUGAAAUUGAAGCUUUGGUCGGCAUUGACGAGAUUGAAAAACAUCACCGAUACAGAUUAAAUAAAGAAGUUGAACUGGACAAAAGUCGGAUGUGGUGUCCAAAACCUGGAUGCGAGACGGUGUGUCAUGUCGGAGAUCGUUCUCGGCCACACAGUGUUACUUGUCCUACCUGUCAGACUGAAUUUUGUUCAGGCUGUCGAGCAACAUGGCAUCCCGGAAAACCUUGUCCUCCACCAGCUACACAUGAUGUGCCGACAUUUGACUCAGAUUUGAUCAAAUGUUGUCCAAUGUGCAGCGUACCUAUUGAAAAAGAUGAAGGUUGUGCUCAAAUGUUGUGUAAACGUUGCAAGCAUGUUUUUUGCUGGUAUUGUUUAGCAUCUUUAGAUGACGACUUUUUACUAAGACAUUAUGAUAAAGGUCCGUGUAAAAACAAACUAGGUCAUUCAAGAGCUUCUGUAAUAUGGCAUCGAACUCAAGUUAUUGGCAUAUUCGCUGGAUUCGGCAUACUGCUUUUAGUCGCUAGUCCAUUACUAUUGCUGGCUGCACCAUGUAUAGUGUGUUGUAAAUGUCGUGUGUGCACCAGUGGGUCCAAGCUAGAUGAUCCAGAGGACGAUAUUCUAGAUGAACCUAAUUGACUCAGUAAUACUCCAACAUAAUUAUAAAAUUCCUUUUUUUAAUUAAAAUAAUAACAAGUAACUUUUAAAUAUAUGAGGUGAGAGUUAUUUAUGAACAAUAUGCUACCUAGUCAUCCAGUUCAUUUUAAAAAACAUUUUACCUUUUUUGUUUUUAUUAUUAUUUUUUUUUUUUUGGAACAAAUUUUUAUAUUUAAUCUAACAAUUAUGAACAUAUUGCGUUUAAUUAAGAUACUUAAACUUUCAUAUUAUCCAGUUUCUAGGAAUAUACAUUUUUAUUAUAAUUAACAUCUUAAUUUAAUCAAAAUAAUUUAUCCAAUUGUUGUU
Adelges cooleyi (spruce gall adelgid) is the source of this 2130-nucleotide messenger RNA. RefSeq names its product probable E3 ubiquitin-protein ligase RNF144A. Lineage: Eukaryota; Metazoa; Arthropoda; Insecta; Hemiptera; Adelgidae. The transcript is spliced from 5 exons. Gene Ontology annotation, biological process: protein polyubiquitination; ubiquitin-dependent protein catabolic process; positive regulation of proteasomal ubiquitin-dependent protein catabolic process. The coding region runs from base 370 to 1806 and encodes 478 amino acids. Gene Ontology annotation, molecular function: ubiquitin protein ligase activity; zinc ion binding; ubiquitin conjugating enzyme binding. Gene Ontology annotation, cellular component: ubiquitin ligase complex; cytoplasm. The record is from RefSeq and is a predicted model, not a curated record.